This is a messenger RNA of Vicia faba (fava bean), 1122 nucleotides long. Lineage: Eukaryota; Viridiplantae; Streptophyta; Magnoliopsida; Fabales; Fabaceae. The record is from the annotation of a GenBank genome assembly.
AUGGCAGUUUUACCUACAAGUUCAUCGAGUUUGGAAUUGACCAUAUCUGUCCCAGGUUUUGCUUCUUCAGCAAUCACUUUUCUCCCCUCAUCAUCAUCAUCUGGGAAAAUUUUGGACAUGAACCAGGUCGCCAUAGAAGAAGAAUGGGUGAAAUCAGAAGAGGAAGAAGAAAAUAGCGUUAAUCCUCGCAAAAAACUCCGUCUAAACAAGGAACAAUCUCGUCUCCUUGAAGAAAGCUUUAGAAAAAACCACACUUUAAACCCAAAGCAGAAAGAGUGUUUGGCAAUGCAGCUGAGACUCCGACAAAGACAAGUGGAGGUGUGGUUUCAAAACCGUAGGGCCAGUGUCUUAAGAGAAUUGAUAACGAAGCGUCGACAAGGCAUCUACCAUGGUGUCGAUGAAGUGAAACAUGGUUUAGAGAAAUCUCAGGAACAAAUCCACAAGAUUAGGAUCAUCUGGAAACAUGUCCAGAAUCUUGAAAAGGGGAGUCAACAGGACCUUCACUGCAACAAAAGAACAUUUUUGCUGCCGUCAUCAUUUGAUUUUGUACGAGAAGAACCGGGGGAUGCAAUUGAACAUGUAUACAGUGCGAGUCAAUUGUCAGAAGCAGGAUUAGUAUUUGAAGUAAGUGACAGUAAAUGCUUACUUGACUUGAAUUUUGAUGACAAGGGUGUAUUGAAAAUUCCACGUUUUCAUGUCCAUGAUACAACAGAGAUAUACAUGAGGAAUAUAUUAGCAUUUGAAGAAUGUCACAUUUCUGAUCAAGAUUCCUGUUACAUUUCUCAGUAUUUGAGUAUCUUGGAUUUUCUUGUUAAUACAGAAAAAGAUGUGAGCAUCUUGGUUGAUAAGAGAAUUAUUGUGAAUUGGAUGGGUGAUGCUAAUAAAGUGGCUGCAAUGGUUAACAAUCUUUGCAAAAAUGUUUCAAUGCCUACACUGAAUUCAAAAUAUAUAUCUAUAUGUUAUAGGUUAAAUGGUUUCUAUGAAAACCCUAGCAAUAAAUAUAAGGCUAUAUUUGUGCAUGAGUACUUCAACACUCCUUGGAAAAUAGCCUCAACUGUAACUGCUGUAUUGCUGCUUUUGUUUACUUUUAUCCAGGCUGUAUGUUCAAUCUGCUCACUUUAA